Molecule: messenger RNA, 1527 nt
Organism: Galdieria sulphuraria
Lineage: Eukaryota; Rhodophyta; Bangiophyceae; Galdieriales; Galdieriaceae
Exons: 3
Coding region: 4-1500 (498 amino acids)
Biological process (GO): proteasome assembly
Cellular component (GO): cytosol
Source: RefSeq, a predicted model, not a curated record
AGAAUGAUGAGGGCAAGUCCUAUUGAGGAAGACAUUGAGCUUGUCAAAGAGUACCUUCAGGAACCCAAUACACAGAUUAGUUGUGAAAAACUUUUUCAACAGUUAACACUUCAAAGGUUGGGUGAAUUAUUGUUUGUGGAAGACCAGAAUCAGAGACAAGAGAACGUCCUCAUUUUGAGCAGUGCCUGGAAGCAAGUGUUAGGUUAUCCAGUUACACUACAACAGUUAAACUCGAAGGAAGGUAUUUAUUUGAUAAGACAAGGCCUCCUAUCGGAGCAGUAUGAGACACAGAAAGUAUGCUGCAUGGCUGUGGAAAAGUUGGCGUUAUGGAAUCCUGUCAGUAUUGAAACUCUCAAGGAACAGAAAAUUAUCGAUAGAAUGUUGGAGCUUAUUCGAGAUGAGGACCUCGAAUUAUUGAAACAGUUGAAAAGUGCAAUUCUUUGUGUCUUUAGGAUGGCUUCCCAAGUCACCUGUGAAUAUGUUGCUUCCAAGUUGGAACUUUGUGCCAGGGGAGGGAAUGGAGUGAAUACAACUACUAGAACUCGAGCUUUACAGUUGCUGAUUGAUUGGCUAGUACAAUUCUCGAAUCCUACGCUGGCAGUUAGUGUAUGUUCUAUUCUGGUGGAACAACUACAGUCUUCUUCGGAUGUGCUCUUCCAACUAAAUAUCUUGGAAUUAUUAGCGACUUUUGUCUCUGUAGAAAAUGCAUCUUCGUAUGUGACAAAUAGUGGAGUUCUUUCAACGUUAUAUUCGUUUUUAUCGGGUGACUGCGCACAUAUGGAUAAUCUGCAGCUUCGAUUACUUCAAAGUGCUAUCCUCAAGUGGAUUGCUCGAGUCGCUAGUUUGGAGAAGGUGGAACAACUGGUGCUAAUUAAACCCUUUUUGCCUUUGCUAGGCCAGUUAAUUGAUAAUAGAGAGGAUCUUGACAAACGCGAAUCAGCAUACUAUGCACUUAGUGCCAUCGCCAGCACUCGUAAAGGAUUGGAAAUGGUUUGGAACAAGGAAUUAUUUAUUUCGGUUUUGGCUGGUUUGGAUACUCCAGAGGAACGAAUUCGUACAGCUUGUUUAUAUUGUAUAGCGUCUUUAUUGAAUAGUUCGGAUGAGACUAGUUCAAAGCAACUAUUUGAAAUGUACCGCAAGGGUCCUUUAUUGGAAACUUUAUUUUCCUUGGCACAUCAACCAUUUCUUUCUCAGUCCAUUGCUGUGUUUAUCGUACUUGAAGCUAUAGCAGAAAAGGAUUGGGGCUUACGUAAAAUAGCUUCAACCGCAGGAGUAGUGGAUAUUAUUGUGAAUGAUGUGGUAGACAACAAACCUCUGUUGGACGCCAAGCAAAGACUUGCCAGCACUUUGAUAAGACAAGAAUCUGUUUCUAGUAUAUUAUUUGGAGAUGCACGUUAUCUUAAGUUGAAAGACUUUGCGAAUAGGUUUGCUAUAGGUAGUGGUCAGUCGAGGAGACUAAUGAGAGAUCCUCAAGUCGAUAUUGCGACUAUGAGACAGUGAUAGAGAAAUAAACAAAAUGAGUUUUAG